Hemicordylus capensis (graceful crag lizard) is the source of this 769-nucleotide messenger RNA. RefSeq names its product cysteine rich DPF motif domain containing 1 (gene CDPF1). The record is from RefSeq and is a predicted model, not a curated record. The coding region runs from base 259 to 636 and encodes 125 amino acids. The transcript has 4 exons. Lineage: Eukaryota; Metazoa; Chordata; Lepidosauria; Squamata; Cordylidae.
AGUGUAGCACUUCCUCUUUUUAAGUACCUGUAUUGCAGUUUGUACAAGUUUACUCGGAGGAAAGUACUGUUGGUUUUCACAGAGCUUUCUUCCAAGCAAAUAUGCAUGCAUCGCUGCCCCAGUAUUAUGAAUCUAUCUGCCUGCUUAAUACAUAUUUCUUAAUAUGCAACAGUUAGGGUUGGCUUAAAUAAUACGAUUAGGUUUGGUGUUCUGUCUGCCAGUCUUGAUCUGACAAGAAAACUGCGAUAGAUUUCCCAUAUGGAGCCCAGCAAAGAACCCCAGCUUCAAGGCACUUUUGAAUGUGAGCUGUGUGGAUUAAGUGCCCCAUACAGCUACUUUGGGCAGAGACCACCCAAUAUCUACUCUGUUGUCCUCUUAGAAGACAGCUAUGUCAUGAAGGAUCCAUUCACCUCUGACAAGGGCAAAUUCCUUAUUCUUGGCUCUCGAUGUAGUUUGUGUUGCAAGUGCGUGUGUGUUGGCACAGACUGUAGUCUUUUCUACUCAAAAAGAUUCUGCCUCCCCUGUGUUAACUUACACUUAAAGGAAUUUCCUUUGGAAAUACAGCAAGAUUUGGAAAGGAAAGCACAUUCCAAAACCCAGUCAAAGAAAGACAUGAAAGACUCAAAGAAAAACUAGGUGGCUCUGGAUUUCCGAAGUAUGUUUUUGUUUAAUAAUAGAAAUCUGACAUUUUUCCUUGUCAAACUUUUCUAGAAAAUUUCUGUAACAUCGUGUUUAAUUGCAAUGGUAAAUAAACGUGAAAGCAAAUCAA